AUGUCAAAUAAUUCAGGAUAUCUGAUUGCUUCUUUUGUACCUCUCUCUGUUCCAACAAGAUAUCUUUCAGCUGCAACAAAUAAAUCAAGAGCAUUAGACAAUGAUUAUGAUGUUAGAGUGACCAAUAAAAAUCAAGAACAUUGCUAUUUCUUAUUGGAAAAGGUUAGUGAGGGUGUAUACAAAAUAAGGCUCCUUACUUAACCUAAUCAUUUUGUUUUUUGUUCAAAUGAUAAUACAAGAAAAUUUAAAGAUUAAUUUGAUGUUAGAACUCAUGCAUUUGAUGAAAAAAGAAAUAAUUGGAUUAUUGAAAAUGCUGGAUGGAGUUGUUUCACAAUUAGAUCAGAAACUAACCCUGAUUAAUAUAUGUUUAUUGCUGAUGAUUUCUCUAAUUAACAUAAUGGAGAAUUUGAUGUUAGAACACAUUCCAAUAAAGAUUAAGAAAAAAAUCUUUGGUUUAUUGUAAUUACACCAAAUAUUCUUCAUCCAUAUCCUUCUGUAACUCAAAAAAUGACUGUUUAAUUUAAACCUUUACAUAUUCAAAAUAAUUAUUUAACUAUUUCAGAUGCUCAUCCUUAAUUUAAAUCAGACUUUGUAGCAAAAAUCACUACCACUUAAAAUUUAAAUUCUUCCUUUUACCUAGAAUAAGUUCAUGAUAAUAAGUAUAUUAUUAGAUCAGCAUCUCAUCCACUUUAAGUGCUUUUUGUAGCUAAUGAUAAAUAACAUAAUAAAUGGGGAGAUUUCGAUGUCAGAUUUCAUUCAUUUAAUGAAGAAAGAAACAAAUGGAUAAUUGAGCAAGUUGGAAAGAAUGAAUGGACUAUUAAAUCUGCUUCUAAUCCUGAUUAAUUUUUAUUUGCCGUCUAAGAUGAAGCAAAUGGAAAGGAAUUCCCUAUUAGAACUCAUCCAUGUGUUGAAGAUAGGAAUAAAUGGUUUAUUGAAGGAUUUUAAAAAUGA
Molecule: messenger RNA, 951 nt
Organism: Paramecium sonneborni
Lineage: Eukaryota; Ciliophora; Oligohymenophorea; Peniculida; Parameciidae
Source: the annotation of a GenBank genome assembly